This is a messenger RNA of Haliotis rufescens (red abalone), 2779 nucleotides long. Its product is annotated as fumarate hydratase class I, aerobic-like. Lineage: Eukaryota; Metazoa; Mollusca; Gastropoda; Lepetellida; Haliotidae. The record is from RefSeq and is a predicted model, not a curated record. Gene Ontology annotation, molecular function: fumarate hydratase activity. The transcript is spliced from 13 exons. The coding region runs from base 119 to 1852 and encodes 577 amino acids. Gene Ontology annotation, biological process: generation of precursor metabolites and energy.
GCGCGUAUGCAACAGGAAUACCUCUCGAUAACAGCUAGCGUUGAGGUUGGUCUGGGAUAGGGACAGAUCUACACUGACGCGACACCCCCAAUUGUCGUUCCAGGACAAGUGUGAGAAGAUGCUUGGGUCAGGGAUGAGAGGUCGUGCCCUGCAGGGGGCGUGGCUAGUUCUUCACAAGCACCUGCGACAGAUACAGACAAGCGGCAUACAAGCAGCAGCGGCUGCUGAUGUCAAGCCAUUCUUCUACCAGGACAUCUUUGAACAUGAGAAGAAAGCAGAAGUCCCGUGGAAAAAAUUAUCAGGUGACAAUGUUUCAACGUUUGAUGUGAAGGGAAGAAAGGUUCUUCACAUAGAGCCUGCAGCCUUGACCUUGCUGGCUGAGACCGCCAUGAUUGACAUUUCCCAUCUCCUUCGACCCGGACAUCUCCAGCAACUGUCAAAUAUCCUGAAAGAUCCCGAGGCCUCCAUUAAUGACAGGUGUGUGGCUCUUGAAUUGUUGAAGAACGCAAAUGUUGCUGCUGGGAUGGUUCUGCCUGGUUGCCAGGAUACGGGAACAGCUAUCUGUAUCGGUAAGAAAGGUCAGUACGUGUGGACGGAGGGGAGGGAUGAGGAUGCUCUCUCCAGGGGAAUCUACAACACGUACACCAAGAGGAACCUCAGGUAUUCACAGGUGGCGCCACUGGACAUGUUUAACGAGGUCAACACCAAGACAAACCUGCCGGCCCAGAUCGAGCUGUACACCACGGACUCCUCUCAGUACGACUUCCUGUUUAUGGCCAAGGGAGGAGGCUCAGCCAACAAGACCUUCCUCUAUCAACAAACAAAAGCUUUGCUAAAUCCUGAAAGACUUAGGAAGUUUCUCGAGGAAAAGAUCAUGACAUUAGGUACAGCGGCCUGCCCUCCCUAUCAUCUGGCCAUUGUUAUCGGAGGAACGUCAGCAGAACUCGCGCUGAAAACAGUCAAGCUGGCCUCGACACGCUACCUGGACACACUCCCCGCAUCAGGCAAUGACCAUGGCCGAGCUUUCCGCGACCUUGAACUUGAGCAGCAAAUCCACAAACUGACACAGAAAAUGGGGAUUGGGGCACAGUUUGGAGGCAAAUAUUUCUGUCACGAUGUCCGAGUCAUUCGCCUACCGAGACACGGAGCUUCCUGUCCUGUUGGUAUCGGGGUGUCGUGUGCAGCAGACAGACAGGCUCUUGGCAAAAUAACAGAAGAGGGCGUGUUUCUAGAACAGCUUGAGACUGAUCCCAUCAAGUACCUUCCAGAGGUUGAGCCAAAGGACCUUGGAGGCGAGGUCGUGCAGGUGAAUCUGAACCGACCAAUGAGUGAAGUGCUGCAACAACUUGACCAGUAUCCAAUCAGAACUCGCCUGACUCUGACGGGGACGCUGGUGGUUGCGCGGGACAUCGCCCACGCUAAGCUGCAGGAGAGGUUAGACAAGGGGGAAGAGAUGCCGCAGUAUAUGAAGGAUCACCCAGUCUACUACGCCGGUCCUGCCAAAACACCAAAAGGAUAUGCAAGUGGAUCGUUUGGGCCGACAUCAGCACUCAGGAUGGACUCGUAUGUGAACGCUUUCCAAGCUGCAGGGGGCAGCAAGGUCAUGUUGGCCAAGGGCCACCGCAGUCGCGAGGUAACCAAAGCAUGCAAGAGCCACGGUGGGUUCUACCUGGGAUCCAUCGGGGGUCCAGCAGCCAUCUUGGCCGAGAACUGCAUCAAGAAAGUUGAAGUCCUGGAAUAUCCUGAACAUGGUAUGGAGGCAAUAUGGCGGGUGGAGGUGGAGAAUUUCCCAGCAUUCAUUGUGGUGGACAAUAAAGGAAAUGACUUUUUCCAGGAAUGGCAGUUUGAGUAACGUGACAUACACUCUGUGAAGCUGGAUACUUGUGGAGAAGGCUGGUACAUGAAUUCAUGCUCCACACAUCUUCCGGAGGCAAGGGAAUUAACUGGCUGUAAAAGUCCAGUUUCCACCCUUGCCAAACUAGGCUGCAGUUAUGGAGUCAAAUUUCGGCUGGGCUAAUGAGUCUAUGCAUAGUCCAAUCAAAAUCGCUAAACGAAAUCAACAUCCGGUUCGUUAACAACAUGGAUUUGCAAUUGAUGUGUACCGUCAACUGGGCGAUGACAUAUUUUCCAAAUCUUUUCAUGUUUUUAAUCAAUGUGCUCACUUGAUUUGAUGCACUUCGCGAGGUAAGACUCGUUUUAUUACCUUGAUAUAUCUUGAUCAUCAAUCAGACCGUCUUAACUGGGUGCCGCCAUUUUGUUUUAAGCAAAUGCAAGUGACAUGAGAGGUCAAAUCUAAAUGGUCAAGAAGCAGGUAAUAGAAGGGACGUGAUUCAUAAUAGCCACUGGUGUCGCUAUGAUCAAGCCCAGAAAUUCCAGCCUAGUUUGGCAAAGGUGGAAACUGGACUUUUAGAGUCAGUUAACUCCCUUGCCUCGGGAAGAUGUGCUUCGCAAGGGAGGAUAAUUAAUGAAUACCUCAUAACUAAGGAUACUAAGAAAUACUUUGAGAAGCAGGAUACUUACAAUACGGUACAAUUUUCAUAAAGUAUGGUACUUCAUGAAUACUUUGAUUCUUCAUGAAUACUUCACAAUGAUUCUUCAUGAAUACUUCACAAGGAUUUUUCAUGAAAUUUUCGUAAGGAUUCUUCAUGAAUAUUUGAUAAAGAAUGAUGUAAAAAACUGGCCAGGUUUGUGAUACUGUUGACUGUUAUGUGUGAAUGAUCAGUGAUCAUGUAGAAUGAAACAUGUAUAUUGUUGUUCAAAUACAAAGUGUACCUAUCUA